GCCCUAAAAUAUAGAUUCGUUGAAGUUAAAGCAGCAAGUGAUAUACCAGAUGAAGAACAAGAAUCAUUAGAUAAUGAUAGUGAAGAUUUAGAAUAUGAUGAUUUGAAACCUUUAUAUCAUGAAGCAGUUGCUACUACUAAUUCAGCUGAUGGUUCUUUACAAAAUUCCUUGAUUAUUAAAUCAAUACGUCAUAUAAUUUAUAAUUCAUUAUUUGAUUAUUAG
Messenger RNA from Racocetra fulgida, 222 nucleotides. NCBI's taxonomy places the organism in Eukaryota, Fungi, Glomeromycota, Glomeromycetes, Diversisporales, Gigasporaceae. The record is from the annotation of a GenBank genome assembly.